GCGGGCUUUUUCAGACUGGUUUUGGUUUCGCAUGCGUCUGUGUGUGUGCUUGUGUUGGGACGCACACAAAAAACGGCUUCUUCAGAGGAGCCGCUCUUCUCGCUCGAGCUGAGCGGCUCUCUCGGCAUUCCGCUCUCACUCGAGUCGUGUGCCGUGUGCGUGGCGCGUGGGUUCGAGUAACGGUCCAUGGAUUAAGUGGAGAAGCGUGACAGCCUACGUUCGGCCUGAAAAGAAAGAAAGUGAUUGAUUGACCGACCGACCGACCGACCGACCGACCGACCGACCGACCGACCGACCGACCGACCGACCGACCGACCGACCGACCGACCGACCGACCGACCGACCGACCGACCGACCGACCGACCGACCGACACGUUGUCGCGGUCACGACUUGGAGGAGGUCGCCGGGAUGUCGCAUCGCUCUUCGUCGUCUCGGAAUGGCGACUCCUUCGGCUCGCUGGGUCGCCCUUCGCCGGACAGCCAGAGCGGCGCGGUCAUCUCGCUGCUCAGCCACGCGCGCACCCUGCGCGUGCCGUACGGCGAGCAGAAGCGCAUGCUGGCCCAGGCCCUGCUCGCCGACCGGCACUUCGCCGGGAGCGGGGAGCUCCUGCAGACCAUGGAGAAAGGAGUGAUGUACCCGGUGAUCCAUCUGUACGAGUUGCCGGGACCGUUUGUGCCCAUGGAGGAUCGGCUGCUUGGACAGGACCGGCUGGGACCCGAUUACGCGCUGCAUCAGGGCAUCUACGAGGAGAUCCGGCAGCACCUCCCGUACGGUCGCAGCGCGUACGCCAGCCCCGACGAUCGUCGCACGGCGUACAUCGUGGCCGGCUUCAAGGUUCUCGAUGAGACGUUCCGUGACGUCAUGGAGAACAGCUGGAAGGACUGGACGGGCGCCCGCGCCAUCUACAUCAACCUGGCGCACGAAUUCGGCCUCCACCGGUUCUCGCUCUACCGCAGGUCCCAACCGAUCACCGACUUCAGCACCUUCUCGUACGUGCUGCUAAUCGAGUGCCGCACUGUGACGCCGGACAACGCCCUCCGGCUGCUGGACUUCGUGCAGCGGUUCCGGUCUAACCGCAUGUCCGGCUACCUGUCCGUCUACAACGCCCGCCACCUCGGGCUGGAGAGCUACGCCCGCGGGGGGGAGCUGCUGCUGCUCAGUCCGGUGUUGCACGGCCAGUCCGAUUGGUGGAAGCAGGUACAAGACGCUGUCACCACGAGCAGCACCGGGAGCACCUCGGACCUGUCGAGCACCUCGGAGUCGACCAGCUCGGACGACAACCCGAGACCGCGCACCGCCGCCCCGACGCGCUGCCCCGCGGGACCGGCGAGCGCCUCGUCCCAGCGGUCGAUGCAACCGCUGACAGCCGUCGAGGUCGUUCCCCAAGACGCGUCCAAGUACUACGUCGACAAGGUCAACGUGAUCACGCUGCCGGCCGGCAACCACCACCAGCACAGAGGCAAGUGUUCCACCAUGACUCCCAUCUACGAGAACCUCGUGGGCUCCAGCCGUCGCCGCGACGAAGAGACGCAUUCCCACAGCUCUCGCUCGCACCGCUCGGGCCAGGGCUCCACGAACGGUUCGUCCACGAACGGGCUGGGGGAGACGGACCUGUCGUACUCGAUCGAAGAAGAGUCCUCCUCGUCGACCAACGCCGGUAGCGGCUCGGACGAGGUGGACAACUACUCUUCCGACCAGCGGCCGAGGUCGUCGAGGUCGUCGACGAUGCGCCGGGUCUGGUUCGAAGACUGCGCCCUGGACGACGUCAUUGCGCAAGCCGCCCACAGGGAGCCUCCUGAAGUGCAGCCGGUACAGCAGGACGACGGAGGAGAGCGUUCGCUGGCCAAGGAGUACCUGGCUUUGGACGAGAUGCUGCGCAACCUGCAGUGUGCCGACGACGUGGCCCCGCCUAAACCCAAGAGCACGGUCAGGCGGAAACUUUGGUAGAAUGGGGGAGGAGGUUAAUUCAUUCGGGGCGGAUGAUGUCGCUGUGGCCAGCGCUGGCUGUGGGAUAAUCGCGUGCACUUCAUGAUACCCCCCUCGUGGGAGGUGAUGGUGGUCUCAUGACUUUUCCCAACAGUUCCUUCUACGAAGUUGUCUCGAUCACUCCGUCGUCGCAGUGUGCAAGUUUGCAGGUGAUCGUGUACGUCGCAAAAGAUGGUGGCCUUUAUCGAUCAACGGGCUUUUCGACGAAAAGGUUUUGCACUUGCUAGAACGCCGCAAGUUGCUGUGCAGCAUUCGGCUACAACGUUCAGCAUGGUAUGAGUAAGUGCGCGCUGUUUAACAGGCCAUCCAUAAGAUGUCAGCACGAACUAGCACAUUUUCUCUCUCGCCCAUUAUUUAGAAAGGUAAACUUAAAUUAAGGCUCAUUCGGCUUUGCGCUUGGAGUUUGCAACCACGUAAGCAUCUUCAAGGACAAUGUGUACCUGUGAGCGUGUGUGCUAAAUUGUACGACAGUGUUGUGUAACCACGAGACAUUCGAGACAGCACGACACCUACAAUCAAGUAGGGUACCCUGCAUACUGCUUCACGACGUGAACUCGACGCGACCGGGUCCAGUCAGAAGUCGAACUGACCUAUCCCGACCCGACCGCGUUUACAUAUGCAUUCUGCCGCACGUGCAUUUUUCCAAGCGAGUUAGGUGAGUCAACCCACCGCUAUCACGAAGGCUGGUUGAACUCGUCUCGACGAUAGCUUGGAGCGACCCGCUAGCGUUUACGCGAACCGGACCACCGUGUUUCGUCCCGAGAAGCCGGCUCGAUCCGACUCGAUCGCGUUCAUGUAAAUUUACGUAGUUUGCAUUUACACGUUCCGCGCUACUGUGCCAUCUAAUUAGCACACCGGUCGGAAAACUCUCUUGUAAUAAUCUCGCCUUCUUCUCUGACGAGUUUUCAAGCGCCAGGCAACACAUGCACGCACUCUACACAAUACGAAACUGUCGGACUGAGCCAAGCUUAUUGCACGCCUUUAGUUUACCUUUUUGCCGGCAGGUGGCGCGACAAAUGGUGACCAAAUUUUAGCGAUGACAGCAUGGGUAGUGCAUUGCUUACUGACGCCUGCGAGCUCGAUUCUAAGCAAAUAUUAGCAGCACGAUAAGACAUGCGUCCAUUGCAGAAAAACUGCGGAGACGACUCAGUACGUUGUACUGGAAUGCGCUGAUAUCCAUCCAACCAGUACCGUAGUUAUGUCCACCUUCCACAAGCGCUCAGGUUCAGGUUCAACUCUCACAAGGAGUGAUAACUAGUCAGUGGUGGAGAUCCGCAAGAUACCAUUGGAAUAUUGGCGGAAACUAAGGCAAGAGUUGGGGACCAGAUCUUCGCAGACAUACUUAGGAAAUCUUAUUAGACAAAGCAGAGAUACAAUGCUAGCUAGGUUACGAUGUGAUGGCAUGUAAGUGGCUCACACGUACAGGCUUGGUGAUUGUUUGUCACGAGCUCGAUUCAAAGGGCAUGCCAUUAAAGAUCAUCAUCAUCAUCAUCAUCAUCAUCAUCAUCAUCAUUCGUAUUCCAUAAGAGUACUAGUUUUUAUUCAUUUGGAAUCUAGAUUUAAAGCGAGACGAUACUGUUAUCUCUGCACACCCCUCGAUUCUGCCAGCACUUUAGGCAUUGUUUCUGUUCUCUCGAAUGAAACAAGUUAGAAGGAGAGGGCAUGGGUGGUGUAAAAAGCUCGACUUCUAUGACUUAUCUCCGGCUCCCGGAAUCACUGCCGCCGCAUGCAACCAGCAAAACCAUCCAGAGGGCGCCACCACUGGGUCGUAGAUCAGUAAGGUGCGAUUGGAGGUUUGGUGGCAGAAAGUAUGGAAACCACAAGCAACGAAAGCGUACAAAAACAAAGUUCCCAAUAAUUGUUCGGAUAGUUUAAUACGGGGAAAUCUUCGUCUGUUAAAAAAAAGAUAAGAUAGGUAAGGCAUUAGGCAAAAUAAGAAAAAGAGCUUGGUGGCGCAACCCACCGGCCCGCUUCAGGGUGCUCAUAGUAUCCACUCACCAUCCAUCCACCUAUCCAUCCACCCAGUUAGAUAGUUCGGAGGCAUAAUCUGUAUGGUAACAUAAAGGGCAGUGCCUUGCUAUUUGAUGCCAGAGACGGUUGCCUGAGGACAAAAACAUAUGUGCCACAGGAUGAGGCAUGUGUGUGCUACAAAGGAAGCCAAGAAAAGACUCGGCACAUAGUGAUGGAUUUCAAGAUAUCCACCCAGUUUCCACCUUCCAGAAGCAUCGAGAUUCGAAUGAAAUAGAAGGAUUAACUGGUCAGCAGUCGAGAUAGGUAGGGGAUGUUUAGAGUGGGGAUGAAAAAAAAAGCAGAGAGGAUGUUACAGAACCGGAGUCAUUGGAACUGUACCUUAGGGAACUUGAAAAGGAAAAAUUGUCAUCCAGCCGAAUAUAGCACGAAGCUACAAAGGAAACCCAUACGGGUUUCUCGGUAAGAACGCUUCGCAUUCGAGGAACAAUCUAAAAUUUUAAAAAUAAGUUUUAGAUACGAUUGUUGAGAUCGAGAUCACAUAGACUAAAGGCUGGAUGUUGAUAGAUGCAGUAAAACCUGAAUAACUCAAGCAGGCUAAGGGACCAUUUUUCUUCGGCCCGUUUCAAAGAGGAUGCCAAUCAUCAUCAUCAUCAUCAUCAUCAUCAUCAUCGAAUUUGGGCACCACCUAUUAAUGAAAAUCUGUUCGUGUUUUUUUUUCGUUUUGUAUUAUUUCAUUGAUAUGAUUGAUUGACUGAUGUCUAAUCGCAGAAACUGCAUAACCUGCUGUUCUGCGGGUGCUCGUUUUCAUUUCUUUCUGUCGACAAUUUAAGCAUGUCUUCGAAAUAUACCUUAGUGUUGGAGCAUUUUUUGUAAUCACCUGAUGCCCUUUUUCCAUCACCGAAUGACUUAUUGGUUGUGAAGAAGAUAUUGACACAAUAGUUGCCAACGUUUACUUUUCGUCCAAAUAACUCACUCACUCACUCACUCACUCACUCACUCACUCACUCACUCACUCACUCACUCACUCACUCACUCACUCACUCACUCACUCACUCACUCACUCACUCACUCACUCACUCACUCACAAUAGCCUGAAAGAAAGAAGCAGCUGUAAAAACAAUGCAUUUUCAAAAAGAACAAUACUUGUUCUUUUGAAUCUCUUCUUAUUGAAGCAGGCAUGACAAUGCAGUGUCUUAUUGGUCAUUUCAUGCUAGAGCAUAUAUAACGCAUCUCAUACGUAUUUAAAAUGAAGAAAAAAGUUCAAAGAAGAAAAGACCAUUAGCUAAAGUUUCGGUGAGCAUUGUGAGUCAUCAGAUGGUCAAAUUAGUCCAGGCUCCUCUGAUACGGCGUCAGUCACGACCAAAAUGCGCCAUUGUGAAGUAAUAUCUCCACAAAUAAUCGCUCGAUGUGCUUAAUCAGCCAGUCGUACCGUUCAGUUCUGCAAUGUUGAACGGCCGCGUUGUUUAAGGUAAUCCUUUAUUCAUCUACAUUCGUAAUUUUGCUUUUCAGGCUUGUGCGAAGGCUUGACCGUAUCUAGCCCUACCCUUGUAUACCGAUAAGCUUUGAGUCAUUAACAGCAACCAAAGAUUACCGUCGUUAAUAGCCGGUGUGAAAGCGCAUUAGCUGAGCCUUUUCAUUGCUUUCUUUUUUCGAGAUAUACUCAUGGUGACGCGUGUGAUCAUAACGCAGUUCGGGGCGUAAAAAUUAUUGCGACCCUUAAAAGGACACCGAAGAAAGAAAUAUGUUCAGUUACAUGUAUCAGUCAGUUUGCCCUUCUGUAAUACCAAAACGCCACUCUUACAGCGAGUAUAAAAACUCUGUGAGCCAGGAAAGGCAAAAAAAAAAAAGACAAGAGACAGGUGGCGACGCCGCCUUGAAGUUCCCGCACUAUAUCUCGCCAUGACGUCAUUAAUUCUUGAUGGCGUCUGCUCAGGCCUGGGCAAUUUUUUAUUGGUAGAGAAAAAAGGACUACGCUGUAUUGCAGAAGAGCGCGAAAACAGAACUUUCCAAGUUCGGAAAAAAAAAACUUUGCUGAGCCACAACCGCUCAAAUGCGAAAACAGAUUGAAAUUCGUGACGUCACCCAGCUGUUCGCUGUGGGUUCGGCACAAAAUUCAAGAAACGGAAGUCCAGACAUCGAUUUCUCGUUUUAGUAAUCAUGUGUCUUACCGUAAAGUUAUGGAAAAUUUUUGCUAAAUAUUACUCAUCACUCUAAAUUGAUUCCGUGUUCCUCAUUAGCGUCCCUUUAGGAGAUGCCCAAGGAAAAAAAUAUCGAUAUACGUUACGUUAAUACAUUACUCCUAAAAGAACUGGCCAGAUGGCCAUCGCAGGGUGGUUGUAAUAGUUAGGAGAUAGCUUCCCAGUAGAUCUGCAUGAAUAUGCUGCUGGAAACACUUAUUGGUCUGGAUUCUGCGGCAUUGCACUGCCUCUACGGUUAGCCCGCGUCACUAGCGCGAGUAUUUAGUAAGGUCAAAAGUUGCCCUAGUUGGUUCUCAAAGUAUAACAGCGCUACUUUCUGAGGAGGACCAGACACAAGAAAAUGCACGAACAAGCGCUAACUUUCAACUCGUCAUCUUCAUUUAAUACGUACCUCCCGUGCAUUCAUAUAUUUCCUUCGCAUUAAACAUUGUCGGCAGUUAAAAGCCAGUGUUGAUCCUCGUCUGUUCGGUUUUGUCCUCGUCAAAAAGUCGCGCUGUUAUACUUUUGAACUAUGCGAAGACACGCACCGUGCGCUGUAUACCAGGAUCCGCCCGCCAUAUUGUCAGUUCUGAUUGGCCCACGUGGCGGUACGGUCUCUGUGAUUGGCUCAAAUACGGUCAAACAAUAUGGCGGAAUUCUACAACAUGGCAAAAUAUAGCACUCGGGGAUCGGCCCAGUUUACUCAGCCAUGCAGCCGUCCUUGCGAAAUAUAAUUUGGGAACAGACAAAGGAAGCUUGCCCAUAAUAACCGUAGGGCUUCCUACUACAAUUACUGCAGGGAACUCUGCAAUAGUUCAGCUACAAUGGGAAUGAUGGUUAGUGCAAGAAUUCGUCUGCUAUCUCCGUGCUUUUGGCUUCAGGCGUUGUUGUGGCUUUCUUUACAACAUACCAGGAUCCGCCCGCCAUAUUGUCCAUUCUGAUUGGCUCACGUGGCGGUACGGUCUCUGUGAUUGGCUCAAAUACGGUCAAACAACAUGGCGGAAUUCGACAACAUGGCGAAAUAUAGAACUCGGGGAUCGGCCCAGUUUACUCAGCCAUGCAGCCGUCCUUGCGAAAUAUAAUUUCGAAACAGACAAAGGAAGCUUGGCCGUAAUAACCGUAGGGCUUCCUACUACAAUUACUGCAGGGAACUCUGCAAUAGUUCAGCUACAAUGGGAAGGAUGGCUAGUGCAAGAAUUCGUCUGCUAUCUCCGUGCUUUUGGCUUCAGGCGUUCUUGUGGCUUUGUUAACAACGCUUUAUCUGCCUUUAUAUGACCUCUAUAAACUUCGAAGCAACCUUGUUUUGCUCUCCGCAUAAGGCAACAAGAUAAGGCCCUGCUUACAACGCGUGAUCAUUGCGAUUUUAUGCACUUAUAAAGUGAUAUCUUAUAAAGCGAAAAAAAAAAGAUGAAUUUGCAAGUCAAAGAGCCAUUGCCGUCAGAAGUACGAACUUUACAGACAAAUCCUUGUGCUAAUCGUCUUUCGCAUGCAGGUUGAACGGCCAUGUUCGCAGCUACCGUAGACACUAUAGUGUUCCCACUAGUAAAUUGUUGUAGGAAACAAAUUGGUAGUAAUUAACACAUAUUGGCCUCUCUUGCCAAGAAUAAUUAAUUGGUGUGAUAGAAACCGUGGUAUACCGAAGAGGGGCAAUGGCGCUCUACUGCUUGAGCACGAGGUCGCCGGCUCGAUUGCCGACCACGGAGACUGCGUUUCGAUGGGGACGAAAUGAAAAAAAAAAGAAUAACGCUCGUUUCCUUAGAUUCAGGUGCACGUUAAAGAACCCCAGAGAGUUAGCACUAAUCCGGAACCUAUUGCGCCGUCUCUCACAACCCCAGUGUUGCUUUGAAAGGUUAAAAAAAAUCAAUCACUCAAUCAAUAAGGCAGUGAGAUGAAAUUAAGAAUUUCAGUCGUCAAUACUCCGAGCCGCGCUGUGCCUAUAAUCAUUAUCGCUAGAGAUCGGACGUAUAUGUAGCACUAAAAUUGUGUUUUAGGCGCAUUUAACAGGCGCUAAAGCUGUCCUUUAAGGAAUAUAUAGGCGCCAGGAACAGUCCUUGAGGCUCAAUUAACGAGGACAUCUGCUGUUGAUCCGGAGAUAAAUUAUAAAAUACGACGGGAAAAGGCAUUUUUAGGACCCGAAAGUUAUGAUAUAGGCACCAACAUCGACAUAGGAAUUUAUAGGUACCGAUAAAGCUGUGCCACUAAAAUGUUUCUACACCCAUUGUUCGUGCUUAUGUGUUAAACGGGCACGAUAAGGACGUAAGGGAAAUAUAGGCAUCUUGCCUAUAAAGUUACGGUCUCCCGUUAUCACUUUUGGAUCGACCGGAUGUGAGAGGUAUACUGGGCUGUAAGAAAAAGCACGAAAUCGAUCGAGUGAAUGGAACACUUGCACUACGCCUGCCUAGAAGUUUUCCAAGUAUGCGUACUCGGCCAGUACUUAUUUUCCGUCACUCUUUAGCGCCCCGUUAAAGUGGGUGUUGCAUGUCGCGAGCUUCGCACCGAAAAAAAAAAGAAAACGCUCAGCUAAUCGUCUUUUUAUGCGAUGUUUUUCGUGGUGUGUAUAAAUGUGGGCGUGAGUCUUGAAACAUCAGUGUUCUCAGGAAUUGUUUCAUCGCAUUCGUUUUUCUUGACUUCCUUGUUUGGUAGAUGUAGGCAGCACGUUUCAUUGCAGCGUUCUUUCUUUCUUUCUUUCUUUCUUUCUUUCUUUCUUUCUUUCUUUCUUUCUUUCUUUCUUUCUUUCUUUCUUUCUUUCUUUCUUUCUUUCUUUCUUAGUUACCCGCCGUGGUUGCUCAGUGGCUAUGGUGUUGGGCUGCUGAGCACGAGGUCGCGGGAUCGAAUCCCGACCACGGCGGCCGCAUUUCCAUGGGGGCGAAAUGCGAAAACACCCGUGUACUUAGAUUUAGGUGCACGUUAAAGAACCCCAGGUAGUCGAAAUUUC
Messenger RNA from Dermacentor albipictus, 9070 nucleotides. RefSeq lists its product as uncharacterized. The record is from RefSeq and is a predicted model, not a curated record. Lineage: Eukaryota; Metazoa; Arthropoda; Arachnida; Ixodida; Ixodidae.